This is a messenger RNA of Alternaria atra, 1338 nucleotides long. RefSeq lists its product as uncharacterized. Gene Ontology annotation, molecular function: protein dimerization activity. NCBI's taxonomy places the organism in Eukaryota, Fungi, Ascomycota, Dothideomycetes, Pleosporales, Pleosporaceae. The transcript has a single exon. The coding region runs from base 1 to 1338 and encodes 445 amino acids. The record is from RefSeq and is a predicted model, not a curated record.
AUGGCUCUCAAUUGGGACGCAUUCCUCAAUACUGAGGGUUUCAACCUACCGAACGACCAAUGGUCCGAUCUUUUACCACCAACGUCUGCCCCUCCCAAUUCCCAGAUGCCUAAAUCUACCACCACCGACACGUCAGGCUCUUCACCUGAAGACGUCACCAGUUUCGACUCUCUUCUCGGAGGAGCAUCAGGCGAUCCCUACUUUGACGACUCCUUGUUCCUAUCCAACGACUACUUUCUCGGCGACCUCGACGUCCUCAGACCCCUGGGCAACAACAUCGGUGGCGGUAGAUCAACCACUGAGUCGUCGCCCGAGCCUACAGCAGUUACUGGUAACAAUCCGCAAUCCCAUACACCGGCAUCGCUGGUGAACGAACUGAGCCAACAAUUACCCCACAUGUCGCCCGCUCAGAGGCAAGCACUCCAACGUGCCAAUACCUUCCCUAACCCUACCUAUGAGUCCAUGUUUCCCAACAACCUGGACUCCGGCUUCGUUGAGGACUUGACCUUCCCAGAUGGCCCGAAAGGACCGUCAACCGCCAAUGACCCAGGGCUCGAGAGGACCCAAACCUCAAUAGCGGCCAACACUACCUCCAAGCGAUCCAAGAACAAGCCAGACAUACUCUCUGCCUGCUGGACAUCGCCACUGUGCCCCAAUCAUGAUCAAAAUGAUGGACCACCACCUAACCCAUCAACUUGCGGCGGUGGAUGUGCUCCUUUCUUGUUCGCCGACCAAGACAAUCUUCCAAGUAUCAGCAACCUGCUUGCCGACCCGCAAGAAGUUACUGCCGAGGACGGCGUAGUGGAGAUUCAGCGACGUCCCAAGAAGCGAUCGGAAAGCGAUGCGUCAGCAAACGGCUUCUCAACCCGCCAUUCCAGAAACGAGGAGACUACCACAUCCCCAACGGAUGAUCGGCAGCGGAUGAAGAGCGAGACCACAGAACAUGUUUCUACAGAAGAGUCGCCUCAAACCAACGAAGAUGACAAGCCAAAGUCACGCCGACGACUACCGCACAACCAAGUCGAACGAAAGUAUCGAGAAUCACUGAACACUCAGCUAGAUUCCCUCAAGCGUGUUGUACCAUCCCUUCAACAAAACAACCGAGCAUGUGACGGCGCCGACAUUGAGGACCUGCCCACGCCCUCGAAGCCUAGCAAAGCAGUCAUCCUAGCAUCUGCUACUGCCUACAUCAAGCAGAUGGAAAAGGACAAGAAGAGCCUGGCCGACGAAAACCAACUGCUCCGAACAAGGGUAAAAGCUCUCCAAGCACUUGUCAAGUGUGACGACUGCAGCUUGAUGCAGUAUGUCAUGGACCUAAAAAUCAAGCAGGCGAGUUGA